AUGCGUCUCGGAUCCGCAUGUCUCGCCGCCUCCCUGCUGGCAGCGGGCGCAGGCAGCGCGGCAGGCGGAGCUGGUGGCGCCCCCCGCCCAGUGGGGUUCGGGGGAUACGUGGGCAGUGCGCGGGUGCAGACAGCAGCCGCGGGGGGGUCUGCGGGCGGAAGGGAGACCGCGGAAGAGGGGGGAGGCGGAGGGAGGGAGGGGCAGGGGGGAGCAGCGGAGCCAUCUGCAGGCAGUGGGGCAAAGGAGCUGGUCAUUGGGGCGGUGAGCGCUGGCAGGGGGAGGGGGCAAAAUAGAGAGGAAAGAGGGCGCUCGCCUCCACCACUCCCCACCGCUUAUCACCAUGCCCUUCAUAACCCUGCAUGCGCUACAUGCCACCGUAUCACCACAAUUGACCACUUGGGUGCUCGCCUCCACCACUCCCCACCGCUUAUCACCUCUCCCCGCUCUGCGUGCCUGCUGUGCGGUUAUGAGCAGGACGUGGGCGGCGAGGCAGCGGCGCAUCUGAGGCGGCUGGCGAAGAAAGACGCCACCACCAAGAGCUAUCAUAAGUGCACACGCAAAGGAGAGUGGCUGUUCACCGGCACUUACACGUGUGCACUUGUGAUGCGCUCUCAUUUCUCCGCGCAUCCCCCAAGCCUGCCGCCUCUGCACUUCCACAUCUCACCAACCCCGCUCCCCUUUCUCACAUCUCUCCGCCCACUCUCUGCACCACGUCCCUCCGUGCCUCACUGUGUGCCCUGCUCUCAGCUGAAGGCACUAGAGGCGCUUCAGGGGGUGCUGGGCGGCAGCAGUGCCGCCCAGAUGCAAGCCAUGCUGCCCGCGUGGGCGUUUGAGUACCGCCGGCUGGUGGUGGACGGCAGCAGAGCCGUGCGCCUCGCCACACACGCCACCAUGACCAUGCUUGUCAAGGGCGUGGGCAAGGGCUUGGCACCGCAUGUGAAGCAGGUGAUGGGGGCGUGGUGGGUGGCGCAGUUUGACUCCUCCCGUGACGUCGCUGCUGCCGCCACCCUCUCAUUCCACUUCGCCUUCCCCACGCCCACACGCCGCAUGGAAGCGUUGGCGUUCGCGUGGGAGGCGGUGGUGGGCACACUGGCGGAGCUGCUGGCGGCCACCCCCCAGUCGCUGGCCGCUGCUGACCGUAGCCUGAGUGUAGAGGAGGCGAAGCACCGCCUGGAUGAGCUGCUGUGCGCAGCUCUACUGGCUCUGAGGGCGUUCCUGCAGGCGCUGCUGCCGCCGUCGCCACACACGGGGGCUGCUGCUGGCGCUGCAGCAGCCGUGGCAGCAGCGCUGGUGGACAUGUUUGGAGCACCAGCCAUCCCAUGCCAGCUGGCAGCGCAUGAUUGGACGGGCAGCGCAGCUGCCAUGGAAAGCAGUGGCAGUGGUGGUGGGCACACGACCCACCUGCAGCUGUUGGACUUGCUGCUGGCAGAGGUGGAGGUGGCGGCGGGAGAGGGUGCGAGUGGCGGUGCGGCUGGGAGGGCAGGCAUGGCUGUGUUUGUGCUGCACGUAAAGCUCCUCUCGCACCUCGCCCUGCUCCCACCACCACACAGUAUCAGCAGCGGGCCAGGCCAUGGUGGAGCGGAAUCAGGAGCAGCAGAGGGCGAGGUGUGCCUGUCACUGAUCGUGCAGCGCCUGUGCACUGCUGCCCUCCACCAGGCCAAGGCGAAGGAGUCUGAUGGUGUAGGCACCAUGUCACUCAACAUGCCCGCUUGCCUCCUUGCUGGACUUCUCUCCUCGCUCUCCACCCCCUCCUCUCCCCUCGCCCCCACGGCCAGCACCGCUCUUGACCGCUUGGCCAUGCACAUGGUGGCAUCCACGCCGCUGCUGCUCCUCCCCUCCUCCCAGUGGCUCCUCCGAACGCUCCUCUCCCCUCCUGCUGCUGCUCCCGCCCCGCUCUCUCUCCCCUCCUCACGCUCCUGGCUCUCCCUCUCCUGCCUUGCCUCGGUCUUCGCCUCUCUGCACUCGCACCUGCUCUCCUCCCUCCUCGUGCUCUCCUCCUCCCCCUCCCUCCACACUCUCACUCUCAUGCUGCAGCCGCUGCUGCUGCUGCUGAGGCGAGCGGGAGGUGAUGAGGGAGAGGAAGCGGAGGCAAGACCAUUAGGAACAGCAGAUUCAGGAGGAGGUGAGGGGGAUGCCACGUCAGCACAGGCUGAGCUGGCAGCGUGCCUGGACGUCCUGGAGCCCCUGUGGUCCGCCUCGCACGCGUCUGCCAGCAGCACAGGCUCUGCUGAGCUGUCGCGUGGUGAUUGGCUGGUGGUGGCAGCUGCUUGCUCGUCUUACAUUGUAAGCUGGUGCCUGGGAGGGGGGGAGCACGACACAGGGGAUCAGGCGGGAAGUGAGGAGGAAAGCGAAGAGGAUGAAAACGAGGAGGAAGAGGAGGAGGAGGGAGAGGAGGGGCUGGAGUUGGAGGAGGAGGAGGAGGAGGGGGAGGAGGAGGGGCAGUGGGGGAGGGGGGGGGUAGAAACAGGAGGUGGAGCAGCGAUGGGCGUGGGGGCAGCUGGGGCGGGUGCUGGGGGAGGGAGUGAGGUGGCAGGGCUCACAUCCACGGGUGCUGACGUGGCAGAGCAUGUGGUGGUAACCGUGUUACCAGCCCUGCAUGCUGCAGCCAACCAAUGGUUGUCGCUCGUCUCACACCCUCCUGCCACCACUGACACUACCCAUGCUUCAUCAGCCACCCUCACUGCCCCUACGCCAGUAGUUACUUGCACUGCACGCCUGCUCACUCGCUCUCUUGCCGCUGCUGCUGCCUCUCCUCUCUCCCACUGCCGCCCACACCUCUGUGCGCGCUGGACGGCGGAUCUUGUCCGUUUCUUCCAGCUGCAAGGCGGGAAGGAGGCGGUGGAGAGGCGUGUGAUUGGGUGGCUUCUGGCGGACCUCGAGUUGAUGGGUGGAGGGGAUCAGAAGUGGCCUCGUUUUGUGGGUCGCGUCACUGACUCUUCUGGCACGGCUGCUUCCCUGGCGUCUCGAGGAAUCGACCCACCUCGUGCCAGUGCUGCCACAGACACAUCGCUGGCUCUGAUGGCACUCUGCGGGCUUCUCAGAAGGUUCCUUGCAGCAGGGGCGUGGGGUCCACAGCAGGCUUGGCGGGUGGUGCGGCAGCAGCUGGGCUCACUGAAAGCAGCGAGGGAGGGCCGUGGCAGCUCUUGCCAUGGGAAUGGUGUCACGGUGGGAGGGCGAGGGAGAGUGCGCGUCGUGGCAGAGGUGGUGGGGAUACUCAUGCCUGUGGUGCGGUGGGGCGGGCAGGCAGUGGGGCCAGGUGAGGCAGCAGGGGGAGGUGCAGCAGUGGGUGGGGAAGGAGGGUGGAGAGGGGUAUUGGAGCGGCAGGUGGAGGAGGAGGUGGUGUGGUGGGUGCAGCGAGCCAAUGAGGCGCUGCCACUUGUCGCGUGUGUGGAGCAGCAGAGUGCGGAGGCAAGAGACUCGCUCGCCCUCCACGCCCUGGCCGUGGCGCUCUUUCCCAUGCCACCAUCAUCUGCUCCCUCCUCCACCCCUCUCGAGGCCCACUCCCCCGCCACCACCAGCAGCCCCUCCCAGCGCGCCGCCCUGCUCGCCCUGCUGCGCCUGCAGACCUCCCGCCACGCCACCGCUGCCAUCGCUGCUGCUGCCGCCGUUGCCCGCCUCGCUGCUGCCGCAGCUGCUGCUGAUUCAGGCAGCGUGGGGCCUGGGGGGACGAGUGCAGGGAGCAGUGGUGCGAUGAGGGGUGCCGGGGGUGUGAGUGCGGACGUGGGAGAGGGGGACGAGUUAGAUGAUCUAGACGAGCUUGAUGAAUUGGAUGAGCUGGACGAGGUUGGCGGCGGUGCUCCAGCUGGCAGUGAUGACGUGGCACUUGACGAGCUUGAUGAGCUGGACGAGGAGGAGGAGCAGGCUGGUGGGGGGGAAGGAAGGGCGGCGCAGGUGCAGAGCAGUGCCGGUUCUGCAGCCACAGGGGCGGAGGCAGCACAGGAGAGCACACAGGAGGGCGGGCAGGAGAGCAGGGAGGAGUGGACGGCACAGGUGGAUCGCUGCCUCCUCGCCCUUGCCAGCUCAGCAGUGGCGUACAGCUGGCAGGAGAUGGCGGAAGCUGACGUGGCGUUUGUGGGUGCCAGGUUGCGGCGGGCGCUUGCAGCAGCAGCCAUGGCGUUUGAGGAGCUGGUGGAGGCGAUGGGGGAGGGGGUGGGGGAGGGAGGGGGUGUAAAAAGGAGAACCGCAGGGGAGAGUCAAGCAGGGGAGAGACAAGCAGGGGAGGGGCGGGCAGGGGAUGAGUCGGGGAGGGUGAGUGGCAUGGCAGGGCGGCUGGAGGCCAUGCCAUUGGACGUGGCAGGUGCUGCUCUCUCGCUGCUCUCCAUGCUGCUCGCCCUCCACUCCCACGCCUCUGCUGCUCCCACUGCCUCCCCCACCAGCAGCAGCAGCAUCUUCUCGCUCUGGGCGUCAGCCUCUGCGUCUGCAUCCCCGUGGGCACUGUGGGCAUCGGAGGCGAGUGCAUCGGUGGUACGGCAGGGGUCAGAGCAUGCCUUGCGCAUCUUCAUUGCCACGGGGCUCGCAGAGGCCGCCCUCCCUCACACCAGCGCUGCCACCAGUGCAGCCGACAGUGCCACCAGCAGCCAGCCCAUGAUGGCCUGGCGCCUGCAGCAUCCUCUUUUCUUCCGCCAGCUGUCGCGCGCAGUGCUCGCCGCCCCUCCCCGGGCGGUGGAAGCAGCGGUGCGGGCGGCGGAGAUCUGGGGGGCGGGGCGAGGGCCAAUCGCAGGGCUGUAUGCGCUCAUGUGCGGCCCGUCACCAGGUGGCAGCGUGCGAUUGGCUGCAUUCUGGUGUCUAUCUAGGGAGCAGGUGUUGCCUGCUGCCGUGGGGGCAGGGGUGGUGAAGGGCGGAGGAGAAGGGGAGACACAUGGAGAGCCAGUUGGUGACGGUGUCAGACCUGAGCUGGCACAGCUCUUGCAGCCGGCCAAUCGGAAGGAGCUGCUGAUGUCAGCUCUGACGUCACCGCAGCGGGUGCGGUUCUUCCUGGCAGCAUGCCUUGUGCUGCACCGCAUCCAAUCCCUCCCCGCCUCCCCCCCAUCCCCACCUCCCUCCACCGCAGCCCCCUCUGCAACAUCGCCAUCAUCCCCUCGCGACCGCCUCGUUGCCUUCAUCCAAGCCACACCCACUCUCACUCUCCUCCUCGACCUCGUUGCUCAAAACCUCCUCCUCGCUCCCUCCCCCUCACACUCCUCCGCCUCUGCCCGUCGCCUCAUCCAUCUUAACCCCUCAGGACCCCUCCCUCCUGCCGUUGCUCAAGCCGGUGACUUUGCCACACGGGCAGUUGCCCAGGCUUCGCCUCUCGACGUGGCGCUGGAAGUCUUAACCCUGCUCGGGGCAGGAAAAUUAUCAGUGCCACGGAUGCGCAGCCUGGCAGCAGCGGUGUUUGGGGCAGCACUGCGAGUGGUGCCAGGGGGGGUGAGGCGGUGGUAUGCGGAUGUGAGGGAGAAGGGAGUGCGGCGGGGCAUGGACAUCUUUACCGCCCGCUACUGCAGCGCUCACUUUAUCGCCCUCGAACUCGCCCAAGCGCAGAAGGCGGGCAGCAGCAAGGAGGACCUGACGGUGCGCACGCGGCGGUCAGCACGCGAGGUGUGGGCGGCGUACUGCAAGGACGAGGCCAGGCUGGAGCUCGUCAUCAAGCUGCCCGAAAGCUACCCACUGCGCGGGGCAGCUGUCGAAAGUUCCAAAGGGGCAGGCGUGAAAGAGGCCGAGAUGCGCAAGUGGCUGCUGGCAGCUAACUCGUUCCUGCUGUUGGGAGGGGGGUCAGUGGCAGAUGCAGUGGUGCAGUGGUGUGAGUGCGCAGAGAAGAAGUUUGAAGGGGUGGAGGAUUGCCCCAUCUGCUACAGUGUUAUCCACUCAUCCAAUGGCAGCCUGCCACGUCUGCAGUGCCGCACGUGCAAGCACAAGUUCCAUCCAGAGUGUCUCUACCAGUGGUUCCAAUCCUCCCACAAGUCCACCUGCCCGCUCUGCCAGACAUCCUUCUAG
Closterium sp. Yama58-4 is the source of this 5973-nucleotide messenger RNA. Lineage: Eukaryota; Viridiplantae; Streptophyta; Zygnematophyceae; Desmidiales; Closteriaceae. The record is from the annotation of a GenBank genome assembly.